Molecule: messenger RNA, 924 nt
Organism: Leptosia nina
Lineage: Eukaryota; Metazoa; Arthropoda; Insecta; Lepidoptera; Pieridae
Source: the annotation of a GenBank genome assembly
AUGACGACAAUAGUGAGCGAGCUUAGUAUGCACGAUUUAAAUAAUAAGUUCUUCGAAAUUAUGCAAAACGAAAGCAACGCGGAGGAUGCGGCCAAUUUUAUUUACGAAAGUGUUUACGAAGAUGUUGCUCUGGGAUUCCUCUUUGAAUUUCAUCACGGGCUCAAGACCGGACUGACGGAUUUAAUUGAGGGCGAAAAAGAAGACGACGAGGGGUGCAAAAUGGUAGUCUCACCUGAGUGCGACGUGUUCGGCUUUUCUGUUCUUAAGAAAACUCCAGAUUCAAAUUGCUCUUGCCCCAAUUGCGAGCGACCAGUGUCAGCUACACGUUUUGCACCACACCUUGAAAAAUGCAUGGGUAUGGGCCGCAACAGCUCCCGUAUAGCCUCCAGACGUAUUGCCUCAAACAGCAGAGAGCCCACAUCAUAUGCUGGAAUUUUAAGUGAUGAUGAAGAUGAUGCAGAUUGGUCUGGUAGUUCCAUGCAGAGUGAACGUCGCAAACGCAGGAUCAGAAAUAAUAAUAACCGAAAGUCAAACAAGAUGCAUAACGGCAACAGAAAUAACAAUGGCCACCACAAUUCUGACUCAAAUGAUGGAGCAACUUAUGAAACAAUGAGCGCGAAUGAAAAGAAGAAUUUGCUUCAACAAAUGUGUGGUGUAGUUUCUGAACACACCAAAAAACUCUGUACAAGAUCAACCCGUUGCCCGCAACACACUGAAGAACAGCGGCGCGCACUUCGAAAUACUGUUCUGGAACCGUCCACACCCGAGUCCCAAACUUUAUUGACGGCUGAUGACGCUGGCUCUCCACCAGACUCCAGUCCUUCGUCUUCAUGCUCAUCAUCUAGCAGGAAACGAGACAGACAUCGUGGACUUAAGAAUAAGAGCAAGCGAGAGAGGAAUAUGUCGCCUAAUGCAAGAGAUUAA